Molecule: messenger RNA, 1264 nt
Organism: Durio zibethinus
Lineage: Eukaryota; Viridiplantae; Streptophyta; Magnoliopsida; Malvales; Malvaceae
Product: protein MIZU-KUSSEI 1-like
Biological process (GO): hydrotropism
Source: RefSeq, a predicted model, not a curated record
AGGUGGUCAUGACCUUAACAAGGAUAGGCUUGAAAAGUUCUAUUACCUCGUGUCUGGCAUGGGAGCCCUGAAUUUCCUUUUAUUUCAAUCUCUUUGCAAGGCGUUACCUGACCAAUACUCAUACUGAUAAAAAAGAAUCGGAGGCCCGCGGUCCAAUGGAGAGAGAACAUUGAAAUUAGCAUAAAAAAAGACAGGUUCAGAUGGUAAUACUCUGACCAUUCUUUGAAAAGGAGGACCCACGUUUGAAUUUUUUGCUCAGAAUUAUAUUGUAAUGAAUCAACUGAUAACCUGAGUGGUCAUCGUUUUUGCCACGUGGACCAUAUGCACUUGCCAGCCUUUUUACCAGGGGCCCCGUCAGGGCCAAUUGACAGGUAAUAACAAAGCAAAUUUCCAAAUCUAACGGCUAUAUCCAUUCCCGCUCUGUUUCUAAAGACUUUAUAUGCAUGUCCAUAGCCACAGUUCCCUUUCCCACAUUUGCACCCCCACCAACGCAUCAGAGCCUCUUGACCCCUUGAUUUUAUCUGUCUUCUUUGAUCCAAGAAACCAAUGACCAGGAGCGACGCCCUCCGUCGACUCCUCCGUUGUCUCUCCCCCACCACCGCCAACUCCACCAUUAGCCCCACCAAGAAACGCCUAAGCACCUCCCUCAGAAACGACCUUGACGACCCUAUCGCCAUCACAAACCAAGACCAGGACAAAGACUCCCAAGAUUCCACAACAACAACCGAUCUCGAAACGACGAUAUCAGCCUCCGCCCGCCCUUCCAGGUCCAUGGUGAUAGGCACCAUCUUCGGCCAACGCAAAGGCCACGUCUGGUUUUGCAUCCAACACGACCGUCUCUCCACAAAACCCUCUCUCCUCCUCGAACUCUCCAUCCCAACUCACCAACUCGUCCAAGAAAUGCGCUGUGGCAUCGUUCGCAUUGCUCUCGAAUGUGAUCUUUCCGAACUCAGCUCCUGUCCUCUCCACUCGAUCCCUAUUUGGACCAUGUACUGCAAUGGUCGAAAGAUUGGGUUUGCUACAAAAAGAAAAGCCAGCCGCCAUAACCGACUGAUGUUAAAGACAAUACAGUCUACAACAGUUGGAGCCGGCGUGAUACCUUCUGGGUUCGGGUCGUUAGGUUCGGAGGAGAUCAUGUACAUGAGGACUAAUUAUGAGCAUGUUGUUGGUAACGCUGACUUCGAGUCGUUUCACCUUGUGAACCCGGAUGAGUGCUCUGGGCAAGAGCUAAGCGUGUUCCUCAUGAGAUCAAGGUGAAGAAGGC